ACCCUUCAAAAAAAUUUUGGGUUUUGGUUGAUUUCGUGGCUCCAAUUCUACGUUUUGACGAAUCAUCGAACGGAGAUUAAAAAAAGGAGUGAGGAUGGAGGAAGGAAGUAGUCUGUGGCAACAAUGGAGUAUGUUCAGAUCUCUGUUAGCGAUUCUUCAGUGGUGGGGUUUCAACGUUACUGUUAUCAUCAUGAACAAAUGGAUCUUUCAGAAGCUGGAUUUCAAGUUUCCGUUGUCGGUUUCAUGUGUUCAUUUCAUAUGUUCAUCGAUUGGAGCUUACAUUGUGAUCAAAGUCUUAAAGCUUAAACCUUUGAUUGUGGUUGAUCCAGAAGACCGGUGGAAGAGGAUUUUUCCAAUGUCAUUUGUGUUCUGUAUCAACAUUGUGUUGGGAAACAUCAGUCUUAGAUACAUUCCUGUCUCUUUUAUGCAGACUAUCAAAUCUUUCACUCCUGCAACAACAGUUGUGUUACAGUGGUUGGUAUGGAGGAAAUAUUUUGAUUGGCGUAUUUGGGCGUCGUUGGUGCCUAUUGUUGGUGGGAUUCUUCUGACUUCUAUUACAGAACUUAGCUUUAAUGUUUUUGGAUUCUGUGCUGCUCUGUUUGGGUGUUUAGCUACCUCUACAAAGACCAUUCUUGCUGAAUCUCUUCUUCAUGGAUACAAAUUUGAUAGCAUAAACACGGUGUACUAUAUGGCGCCUUUUGCGACCAUGAUUCUCGGACUACCAGCAUUUUUACUCGAAGGGAAUGGAAUUUUGGAUUGGUUUGAAGCACACCCGUCUCCAUGGUCGGCUCUCAUGAUUAUUUUCAGCUCAGGUGUUCUAGCUUUCUGUCUUAACUUCUCCAUCUUCUAUGUCAUUCACUCCACUACAGCAGUCACAUUCAAUGUAGCUGGAAACCUCAAGGUUGCUGUGGCUGUGUUGGUAUCAUGGAUGAUAUUCAGAAACCCGAUCUCACCAAUGAAUGCUGUAGGAUGCGGAAUCACCCUAGUGGGAUGCACUUUUUAUGGAUAUGUAAGCCACAUGCUAUCUCAGAAACAACCGGGAACUCCCAGGACUCCUCGUACUCCUCGUACACCAAGGAACAAAACAGAACUGAUUCCUCUUGUUAAUGAUAAACUGGAGAGUAAAGUUUAA
Molecule: messenger RNA, 1132 nt
Organism: Camelina sativa (false flax)
Lineage: Eukaryota; Viridiplantae; Streptophyta; Magnoliopsida; Brassicales; Brassicaceae
Product: GDP-mannose transporter GONST5
Source: RefSeq, a predicted model, not a curated record